CCAGUCGGGUGUGCGUUUCGUGCGACGGUGUAGUGAUGUAAACAAAAAUAAUUUACAAUAAUAUGUGAUUACUGUUAAUUUUUGACAGGGUGAUACAAAGGAUAUGUUAUAAAAGUGUAUUUGGAGCUUUUAAAAGGAGUAGUUUGAGAGAUUCGUGUGAAACGGUACAACGAUGGCCGGUCUUUUGUUCGUCCACAUACUGCUAGCAGCCGCCGCCCCGGCUUUGGCAGACAUCGCGAUGAAGUUCACACGGUCUCCUGAAUCCAUCACUGCGCCACCCGGAGACAACGUUACCUUCGUCUGCAAGGUGAACGUCCCCGGGGAGAGAUUAUUCUGGCGUUGGCGGCCUGCAGAUGGGCCUGACCAGUGGACUGAACUAAAAGGAGCUACUGAUAAAGACUUCACCUCUACGAGACUGGAUAUUGAAGUUGGACCAGAGAUUACAACUAAGUUUUAUCAGUGUGUGGUAUCAUACGCGGCCAUCAGUCUGGUGUCGGUGCCAGCGAGACUGUCAGUGGCCAGGUUGAGCACCAGAGGUCAUCACAAGAGGCUGGUCUCCGUGCCUCCCCACAACACCGUCGCUCUGCACUGCAGGACACCGGAGUCGGAGCCAGCGGCCGUGGUGCAGUGGUGGAGGGAGACUAAGCACUCGAAGACUCCUGUUAACACCAAACACGGGGUGCUGGUCAUACACAAUGUCACGUCAGAACAUAGUGGCACAUACGUCUGUUCAGCACGAAACGAACUGAUUAAGGAAGAAGAGGUUACGCCCCAAGAGAUAGAGAAGAUAAUCUUGAAGGUUGAACGAGGAGAAGAUGGGAAAGCCAGGUUUUUAGAAAAAGAAGACGAAGUUGGCGUCAAGAACAACCACGAGCUUACGUUGCCGGUCAAAUUGAACAGCUCCGUUUCUCUCUGGUGCGGCAUCGUGGGUUCUCCUCCGCCCAGGGUCACUUGGAGUCGAGGCAAGAGCGGGCUGAACCACCGCCACGAUCACGAGCUGACGAUCGCCUCGUUUUCUACUGAGGAUGAGGACGUGUAUACGUGCUCAGCUAACAAGAUCCGUCGUUCCUGGAGGUUGGUAGCCCUGCUCGCGCCCCGCUGGAACGGCACUGCUGCCAACGUAAACGCGAGCGAGGGAGGCUCCGCCGUGGUGCACUGUGGAGCCCUGCAGGGGUACCCCCCACCAAAUGUAAACUGGCUGUUGAACGCUGAGAAGAUUGGCGGGAAAGGAAUCCGUGCUAAUGACACCAGCCUCUUCAUAGAGCGCGUGGAGAAGAAACACGCCGGUAUAGUGCAGUGCAUGGCUUGCAAUGAUCUUGGCUGCGCGUACGACGCCGCGCUGUUGAGUGUCGUGCCCGUUGAAAUAUCUAAUCAGGAAUAUACAGCAGAUUCAUCCAAGACAAUGCACGGUUCACAACCUUCUAAGAAGCACAAGAAGCGUAAACAACUGGUGCCGCCUUCUCGACCAAACGUGACCCGUUUCUCCGACGAGAGCGUUAUGCUGACCUGGACUCACGCCAACCGCGGGCUACCCGUCGACUUCUUUAAGAUACAAUACAGAGCGGUGGACUCGAAAAACAACUCAGAUAAGGGGGAGUGGCAGACAGAUUCCUUCAUGAUCCAGCCGGUCACCCACACUCACCAGAUUGAUGGGUUGACUCCCAACACUUAUUACAAGUUCCGCGUAGCUGCCGUGUACUCGAACAAGGACAACAAGCAAGGCCCGAGCAGCCCGCCAUUUUUCCUCAAGAGGGGCGGCUUCCAAGCGCCGGCGGCACCCACGUUGGUGUCCGUCAAGCCGUUGUCUUCAAACAGUGUGCAGCUAAACUGGACUUGGUAUAGCGACGAAGGAGGCAUACAGCCCGAAGGUUUCUACGUGUACUAUAGACCUGUGUCCACUGCUGGGCAGUAUGAGAAAGUGAUGGUACCCAACGGUGCAGCGGCUAGAUCGGCGGUCGUGUCUUACCUCCAGUCGGGUACAAAGUACGAGUUCAAGAUGCUGGCGUACACAGCGCAGGCGCCGUCCAACUUUAGUACUAUCAAGGAGGCGAAGACCUUCCGCGAGAGUGUAACAGACGAGGCGCCCCGGGAGCGGACACCACCAGAACAAGAGCCAGAUUCAGCGCCGCGGACCCUCAUCACUGCCGGCGGGGCGGUCGGCGCUACUGCUUUGCUGGUCGUGCUAGCUGUGGCCCUCGUGCUGUGCCGCCGGGCCAAACGACCUGCCAACAAAGAAAAAUCAGUUCCUGAAAGCGGUGGGAACAACGGCUAUAUACCGGCUAAAGUACCAAUCACCAUCACUGCGAAUCCGAUGCAUGCAGAGGGUGGAGAUGGAGGCGUUGAAAUGUCCUUUAUUCACAACAAUAACACUGGCAAUGAUGACACAUUGCCACAUUCCAGAAAGAACGGUCCAGCGCAGCGGCAGUACGUGUGAAUAUGAAUUUAGAACUCAAGUGAUAUAAAAUUGAAAACAAACCAGUGUUGCCAAAUUCAAAUUAAACUACCAUUCAGUAGAAUUGGAAUACGAUUUGGACAAUUGUGAUACUUAACGACUGCCAUAUUGAGCGUGGACUGACAGUACAAAAUUAUAAUGUAAUUAAAAUAAUAAUUUAUAUGUCUAGUGUAAUUGUGUAUCAAAUUGGUUGAGAUGGAACGAAGAAGGUAUCAUCACAUACGUAUUACUUAUGUAAAAGAUUUAGUUAUUAAGACUUAAGAAACAUACAUUUUGUACAAAACACUUGAAUUUGAAAUUAAAAUAGAUCUGAAAUUUAUAAUUGUAUACGUAUAAGUUUACUUGAAUGUAUUAUGACUAUGCAUUUAAACAUAUUUUAUAUAAAAUGGAUGCACUACAGAAAGAAUGUCUCGGCCCUAGAUUCAGGGUUUAAAACGAAUUUUUAACAUUCACACACCUAUAGCCUAAUAAUAAUUCGCAAAUGUAACAGGUAUAUAAUUCUAUGUGCUUCUGUCAAUCAUGUUUGAAAGUUAUUUCAAUCGAAGAGAUUUCCAUUUUAUCUAGUAACCUAGUUCUAGGUUAAUAACCUACUUCUUUUGUUCUGUGUGUAUGGCAUUGUACUUACUUUCAAAUUGUUGAGUUUGUUAUUGGUUUUAAAAAUUAUUUAUGGGAGGCUGUCUAAGAGGUUUUUAUUUCUAAGGUUGUGAAUUACAUUUGUACCCUCAUACUUUUAGAAACAUAAAGUAAAAGAAUUUACUACUUUAUAAGACAAAAGUCAUGUUCAAAUGUUUUAACUGCAAGAGAAAAUAAUUUUAAGCAUCUAUAAAAAAAGCCACACGGUUUUUAGUAGUUGUCUGUUAUAGUUAGUUGUUGGCGACACACAGCCACACUACAAAAUCUUUUCGCGCUUUUUGCGAAGAUGAAUAGUAGCAAUUUAUUACAAAAUACGUCUUUCAACAUGUCAAUUAGUUAUCGCCGAUGUAGGUAACUCCAGAAAUAGUAGGAUGUUUUUAUCUUUGCCUACCUAAUCUUUUUAUUUUCAAGAAAAAUAUUGGUAUGGACUGUCUGUUUUACUUUUUCGUGGGAAUCCGAACGUCUUUUUUUGGUAGUAAUAUUAUUUCUUUUAAAAAAAUUCAUGCUAAUGCGACUAUGCGGCUUUUAAUAAGAUAAUGAAUACAUUCUGGUCUGAAGGACGUCCUGGUAAGGGGUCAGGUCAAGAGUACCCGAAACCGAAUGAAGCGAAGGAAGAAUGCAGAGAUCGUGGCAAGUGGAAAGAGGUAAUCUCUGCCUACCCCUCCAGGAAAAAGGCGAGAUUUUAUGUAUGUAUGUAUGAAUACAUCAUUUAUUGUUCGUAAAUUUACAAUAAAGGAUUGAUCCACAACAGUAACUCUUUAUCAUGCUGUUGUUGUUAUUCGAACCAAAUGAACGACUGACACGAUUUCUUAUUAAGAACAUUGAAAUGACCGAAGAUGCUGUUAAUAAAGAACGGCCUGCCCGCGAAGCAUGGCAAGCGCGACGCCGUGUUUAUCGCGCGAAACGCUAUCGCUUUCCUGUAUCACGUCAUAAUAAAAAAACGAAAUAAGGCGACUAAGGGAUAGGCUUAUAAACUUGGGAUUACUUUUUUAAGCGAUGGGCUAGCAACCUGUCUCUAUUUGAAUCUCAAUUCUAUCGUUAAGCCAAAUAGCUGAACGUGGCCAUUCAGUCUCUGUCUACCCCGCAAGGGAUAUAGAAGUGACCAUAUGUAUGUAUGUAUAUAAAACGAAACAGCGAUAGCCUUUCGCAAGAUAAACACGGCGCUGCGCGUGCUACGGUAGCUGGUAAAAGAAAUAAAAAAAGGCUUUGCGCUCUGUAUUUCUUAGACUCUAAAUAAAGGCGUAGGUACAAAUACAAUGCUUCUGUAACUCGCUUGUAAGACUGAUUUUUUGAUACGUUUUCACUAAGGAUAAGCGUUUGAGAAGUAGAUCUUAAAAUGUAAUAGACUGAUGAUGAGUUUAUUAAUGAAAGUAUUUUUUAAUUAUAAAAACGUAACAUGACAUAACUCAAUAUUACUAUACCUACUUACUACAAUGUAUUUGCACUAUUUUGGCGUGUCCAGACAUGUUUCCGCACGUGCAGCUUUAUAAUAUAAUAUAUAUGUAUGUAUAUAUAUAUAAUAUACAUAUAUAUUAUAUUAAUUAAUAUUUAUAUAUUAAGGCGGUCUGUACGCCGGCGGCAAACCCGGCGGCAUGUGAGGAUGCGCCAUUAUGUAUACUAAGAAAUUAUAUAUAAAGAAUUGAAUUUACCAGAAAUUUCGUGACUAUUUUAGCAGAACAAA
This is a messenger RNA of Amyelois transitella, 4766 nucleotides long. It is a transcript of the gene boi, whose product is annotated as interference hedgehog. NCBI's taxonomy places the organism in Eukaryota, Metazoa, Arthropoda, Insecta, Lepidoptera, Pyralidae. Gene Ontology annotation, molecular function: protein binding. The transcript has 16 exons. Gene Ontology annotation, biological process: cell-cell adhesion; axon guidance. Gene Ontology annotation, cellular component: axon; plasma membrane. Bases 173 to 2434 code for a protein of 753 amino acids. The record is from RefSeq and is a predicted model, not a curated record.